AUGACCGUGCCGGACAUGAGCAGUCAACAUAACCUUCUCGAUGGAUCGACCGAGUCAAAUCGGUCUGCUGAUGGCCACCAAUCUCUGAUCGCCUCGGAUGAUCAGGCCUCAAACGGAGGAAAGCAAGAAUUCCUUGUCAGGGCUCGAGAAUCGUCAGAAACAUCUCGCAAAAAAGGACUCGUCCAGUUGUCUGGUAACCCGGGAUGGAAGCCGCUCACAUUGAAGACUCCCGUAUUACUUGGUGUCAUAUUGAUUUCUGUUGGUCUCAUAGGCGCUAUACAAUAUCUGGUGUUACGCAGUGAGAAGAACAAUGGUAUACUGUUCUCAGAGGAUGUCAGCAGCCUUCCCCUUAGCCGCUCCUUUGGACACCUGUAUCUCCCAACCUUGAUCGCUGUGGUCUACAGCUUUCUCUGGACAUGGAUAGAUCUGGACGUAAAGCGAUUGGAACCCUAUUACCAACUAUCACAAGAUGGUGGUGCUUCCGGGAGCAAUUCGAUCCUACUCCAUUAUCCAUUCGACUUUGUUGCUUCAGUACCUGUACAAGCUAUCAGGCGCCGCCAUUGGCCGGUAUUCUCAGCUUCGGCAGCCAUGGUUCUUGUAUUCUGGGGCGUCACUCCGUUCCAGGCAGGUAUCUUCGCGACGGAUCCGGUCACCCGCAGCUUUCCGGUGCCGAUGUCUAGAGCGACCAGGCAUCUCACCUUGGAACAGCAGGAGACGGCUCUAACAUCUACUUAUGUGCAGUCAGCUUUCAACAUUGCUUGGCUCAACGAGACAUUGCCUCCAUACAUGAGCCGUGAUUAUGUACUCGAGCCGUUUGGUCCGUUAGAAGCCAAUCGCAUAGAGAACUCCGAGUCCUGGACAGCGGUCACCCGUCUGUACUCUGUGGAUGUCGCUUGCGAGCGAGCUGAGGAGACCGAGGGCUUUUACAUCACGGGCCGAGGGUGCGAGUUUUUCAAAGCCGAUCCACCUCGUGGUGAAGGAGCGAAUUCCACCCUUGCCAACGAGUGGUCGACCCUCUACGUUGGCUAUCAUAACGAUAACGGUUUUGCGGAUUAUUACCUUUCGCAAGAUUGUCCACUCAGCAUGUCGCAUGUAUUCCUUGUCAGAUGGGUCCAUCGAGAUUGGAAUAGUUCAACAACAGAGGGCGUUGGCGAGACUGCUCUAUGGUGUGAGCCGACGUACUAUCAACAGGAGGUGAAUGCAACAGUCUCCCCUCCACUGAAAUCCGUUCAAGAGAUCACCCCGCUUGGGCCAAAGCUGCCUGUCCCGGAAGCCAUUUUCAAUGCCACGGAGUUUGAAUGGGCGAUGUCUUCCCAGCAACAGAGGCGCCAGAAUCGGGGAGAAUUUCCGACCUCCGCUUGGCCUGAGGCCAGGUCACGUCUCCAAGAUAUGGGUGUCGACCUUACCUAUGUUCCAAAUAUGGCUUCCUUCGCUGUAGCGGCGGAGAAACGGCCGGCAGCUGACUACCUGGAUCCUGAGGUGCUGAGGAGUUCCUACCAAGCAGCAUACAGAUUGCUAUUUAGUCGACAGAUGGUCGAAGUUUUAGGAAAAGAGUUUGAUCCUGCGACCAUGAGCUGGGGCAAGCGCACAUAUCAGAUGGAAGCUGUACACGUGGUGCCGGCUUUUGCGUACGUUGUUGAGGGGCUACUAGCUGCUGUGGCCUUCUUUGCUGGAUUGCUGCUCUUUCUCUCCAUCACCAAACCGAGAAAGCUGAACUCCAAUCCUGGGAAUGUCGCCUCUCUCAUGUCCUUGGUGGCUGAUAGUAAACCUCUGCUGGAGGAAUUCAGGAGUCUUGACAAGAAAUCGGCCAAGGAGCUGGAGCAAGAACUGCGCGAUAACACAUACAGUCUUUCUGUCAGUGGAGAGCAAGACGGCGCUUUUCGUUUGAAAAGGGAGGACCAUUCACGUUCAAUCACUCAACCAGCCUCUGCACUACAGCCGCGUAGCACCGAACAAGGAGUCCGUCCGACUGAAUUUCGCAUACUAUCAGGGCUGGUUUUCAUUGCUCUGCAGCUGGCGUUGCUGAUAUCUUUCGCUGUAAUCUACGUCAAGAUUCUCCGGUUGAAUGGGCUCCCGCUGCCGUCUAAGAAUCGCUUCGUCCGGCAACUGGUCGAAAACUACAUCCCCACCGCAAUCGCUACUUUCAUAGAACCUAUAUGGGUUGUCCUCAAUCGGUUGUUAUGCGUCCUUCAACCGUUCGAAGAGCUUCGAAAGGGUAAAUCACGUGCCACCAAAGCCAUCACUAUCGACUAUACAUCUCUUCCGCCUCAACUAGUCUUUUGGAGGGCGUUCAAGUCCCGUCACUUUGUUCUGGGUUCUGUUUGUUGCAUGGCGCUACUGGCAAAUCUAUUGGCUGUUGCUUUUAGUGGUCUUUUUAACGAGGACACAGUUAGUGUCCCAUAUGCUGCCACCUUUUCGGUCCCUUUUGCACCGAUAAUGGAUAGCAGGAUGCUCAACAGGACUAAUACGAACAACAACCGGACCUUCACUGACCAAUUCAAUGUAGCAAUGUCUAAUCUGACAGCUGACACUCCAAUGCCGGUAUGGACGGACGAUCACCGCUUCUAUCUACCGUUCAAUUACACGACAGAGACCGAGGGCGCCUGGCAGCACCAAGUUACUACCCGCACUUAUGGUCUCAGCCUGGAGUGUGAACCUCUGGUGUCCAUCGGUGAAAAUUCCAUCAGCAUGAGCUUGAGCGCGAAUGCUCUCCGUGCUUCCUUCAACGUCAGCAUCGCCAGCAGAGAUCCGCUACGAGAACCGUGCAAUGUAAACAACCUAACUAUGGGAUUUCAGGGUGUGGCUAACGGUCUGGCUGCACUGGAAAUCACUGACUUUUUGUGUCCCGAGUACAUCAUAACCGGCUGGCUACGGGCGAACGCCACCCGAGUGGAAGGACGCACCAACAUCGGCGACGAUAUAUCCAAUGUAACAUUCCAUUCACUGGAUUACACCUUCCUAGGCUGCCAACCUCGUGUCAAUACCGGCCUCCGCCAAGUCACUGUCGACAACAUGGGUUUUGUCCAGCAAGCUUCGCAGUCGGAAAUUCCGGAAGACAUUGAGGCAUUCAACGCGCGGGAAAAAUCUGACCUUGCUCAACAGAUCAAUGGGGUGUUGAUUUUCGGCUCGAACGUAAAGGUUGACUUCAGGAGGACCUGGCACAACGACACAGCCGCAUCCGAUUUCUACAACUAUCUUAUCUCAAAGACGGUCAACAGCACCCAUUUCCUGGAUCCCACGAACCCUCUGCCUACAGCCGACGAGAUGGCACCGCUGUUCGAGAUCCUCUACUCCAAACUCGCCGCAAUUAUCCUCGGCACCAACAAGGGCCUGCUCUUCCCACCGGCGGCCAACACCACAGUUUCUGGUUUCACCGUCAAACUCGAGACCCGCAUAUUUAUGUCACUCCCGAUGUUUAUUAUCGCAGAGACAAUUCUAGCGCUGUACAUCAUCACCAGUAUCUGCGUCUAUGUAGGCCGCCCGUGGCGAUUCUUGCCGCGGCUACCGACCACUAUAGCGUCUUGCAUCGCUUUCUUCGCCGCCAGCCACGCUUUGGUCGAUAUGGAAGGGACAGCGCCGAUGUCGGUGAAGGAGCGGAACGCGUAUGUAGAGAGGAUGGAUCACCGGUAUGGAUUUGGGCCGUUUGUGGGGACGGAUGGGAGGGCGCAUACGGGGAUUGAGAGACAGCCUUUCUUCGCCCAACUGAUAAGAGGUGGAACUGGAAUCACGCAAACGACCACGGCUGGGAGCAGUGAGAAAGGAAGAAAGUCAGGACAUUGGUAUAGCCUCGCUGGCUGGAAGGAAUACAAGUACGGAAAAGUGGAGGGACGAGGAAUUAUCUGA
Molecule: messenger RNA, 3843 nt
Organism: Coniosporium apollinis CBS 100218
Lineage: Eukaryota; Fungi; Ascomycota; Dothideomycetes
Exons: 3
Coding region: 1-3843 (1280 amino acids)
Source: RefSeq, a predicted model, not a curated record